Messenger RNA from Mercurialis annua (annual mercury), 1923 nucleotides. RefSeq names its product preprotein translocase subunit SCY1, chloroplastic. Gene Ontology annotation, cellular component: chloroplast thylakoid membrane. The record is from RefSeq and is a predicted model, not a curated record. The coding region runs from base 16 to 1650 and encodes 544 amino acids. Gene Ontology annotation, biological process: SRP-dependent cotranslational protein targeting to membrane, translocation. Gene Ontology annotation, molecular function: signal sequence receptor activity; transmembrane protein transporter activity. NCBI's taxonomy places the organism in Eukaryota, Viridiplantae, Streptophyta, Magnoliopsida, Malpighiales, Euphorbiaceae. The transcript has 8 exons.
GUUUGAGAAAAGAUAAUGUUGAUAACAGUGAGAGAAGCAGCUUCUCCAAUUUCUUCAUUUUGUAAUCUUAAUUAUAAUUAUAAUUAUAAUUAUAAUUAUAAUUAUAAUAAUCCUUCAAAAUCCACUUCCAGACUCAAAAUUUCUACCUGCAGAGCCUCUUUUUCUCUGCAAAACCAACCCACUUCCACCACCAAGCCAUGGAGCUCCAAAACCAGCUAUGAUCUCUCAGUUUUUGAUCCCUUGGGUAUUAAUCCAGAUGGAUAUUCUGGUUUAACUUCUGCUUGGGAAAGUCUACUAGCCUUGUUAUCACCAACAUUCGAGAGCACCUCAAGUACCAAGAAGGAUAAAUCUUCAGCUAGAGGAGUUGCCGCUGCAAUUGAGGACAGUUCCAUUGAUUUUGGGGAUUUCUUUAAAGGCCCAUUGCCAGGGAAAUUUCUCAAGCUAUUGGGAUUCUUGGCUUUAUCCCGUCUUGGAAUAUACAUACCUCUUGGUGGGGUAAACAGAGACGCUUUUGUUGGAAACUUAGAUCAAAAUAGCUUAUUAAGCACUUUGGAUUCAUUUUCUGGGGGAGGCAUUGGUAGACUUGGUAUAUGUUCCCUUGGUAUUGUUCCCUUCAUCAAUGCACAAAUUGUGUUUCAGCUUCUUGCUCAAGUUUACCCCAAAUUACAAGAUCUUCAGAAAAGAGAAGGUGAAGCUGGAAGAAAGAAGAUUCUCCAAUAUACUCAAUAUGCUUCCGUUGGGUUCGCUGUAGUACAGGCAAUUGGACAGGUUUUUUUCCUACGUCCCUAUGUCAAUGACUUUAGCACAGAAUGGGUUUUGUCAUCUGUUACAUUGUUGACACUUGGAUCUGUCUUGACGACAUAUCUCGGGGAACGAAUUUCUGAUCUAAAACUUGGAAACGGAACAUCUCUUUUGAUAUUCACGAGCAUUAUUUCCUAUUUGCCAGCAUCUUUUGGUAGGACAGUUACACAAGCAUUGCAGGAUGGUAACUACGCUGGGCUUGCUACAAUCUUCACCUCAUUCUUUCUGUUAGUUCUUGGAAUAGUGUAUGUUCAGGAAGCAGAGAGAAAGAUACCACUCAACUAUGCCUCAAGAUACACCAGCAAGAGUGGCGGUCUUCAAAAAUCUGCUUACCUACCAUUCAAGGUAAAUAGUACCGGGGUGAUGCCUAUCAUUUUUUCUACAUCAUCACUGGCUCUUCCUGGCACUCUAGCGCGAUUUACCGGAGUAUCUGCGCUAAAAAGUGCUGCGGUGGCUUUGAACCCAGGAGGUUCAUUAUAUCUCCCCACCAAUAUUUUAUUAAUAGCCUUCUUCAACUAUUACUACACCUUCCUGCAAUUGGACCCUGAUGAUGUGAGUGAACAGUUGAAGCGCCAAGGUGCUUCAAUUCCACUAGUCCGACCGGGUAAAAGUACAGCUGCAUUUCUGAAAACGGUUCUGAGCAGGAUUUCAGUCCUGGGUUCAGGGUUCUUGGCCAUACUAGCUGCUGGACCUGCUGUUGUUGAACAAAUCACACACUUGACUGCAUUUCGAGGAUUUGCCGGUACUUCAGUCCUCAUUCUUGUUGGUUGUGCAACAGAUACUGCAAGAAAAGUUCAAGCAGAAAUAAUCUCUCAGAAGUACAAGAACAUUGAUAGAUAUGGUUCCUGAAAGGCUAAUCCUUACGACCAGAGAGGAUUAAUUAUUUGAGCUACCCAAUGUCGGAUGCUGCAGAGUUCGGAUUUCAUCGUGAUACCUUCUUUUCUACUGUAUGUGUAUUAUACAGCUUGUGCCUUGUUUCAUCAUAUAGGCCCUAAAGUGUACAUACUGCUGCAACAGUCAAUUUUAUUAAUUUUAAGUUCAGGUAGAGAAGUAGAUGUUCUACUGUAUGUAUGUAUCCUUGAUUUUCCCCAGUUUUUGCAGUCAAUGAGAUUGUUUUUAAUA